UUGUCUUCAUAACCUUGUGGGUUUUCUUAUCUUUUAUUUUCCAGCUCCUCUUAGGCGCCUCCGGGGCGGUUCGCGAUCAUCCACUAUGACAAUUGGGCGCCGGGUUGCUGCCAGCAGAAAGAGGCCCUCGCUGCAGCGGGUUAUGGAGGUUCAAAGCAGCGCAAGUUGAUGCACAGCUCUAUCCCUUUCGCAUCGAUCCUUUGCAUCGAACUCCUGGAAGAAAUGGUCUGGUUAUCGAGACAAUAUGCAAAUCUCCACGAUGGGCCAGAUGUUCUUUGCCUCGCCUAUCAGAUCUUCCCCAGCACAGUCUCAUCAUCAUCAUCAUCAUCAUCAUCAUCAGAUUUCCCCCACUUUGCUGUGUUCUAAUCUGCUAUCCUUGUUUGUUUAUUUUCGGUUAAAGAGAAUGCAUGGAAUUGUCAUUGGGUUUGAACCCAUUCCCCCCAUUUCCCCUUGUUUUCCUUUAUCUUGUCAGUCACGCGAUCUUAAUAACUAUACAUGUGUCUUUCGCGGCGGAUGUCAAGCCAUGAAGAAAGAGAAUCUUGAAGCAGAACUCAUCCUUAUUUCAUUGUCUUUUGACCACUGCAGUACUUAUCCUUGCCAUGCUCUCGGUUGCAUGCGCCCAAUGUUUCCUUUCCAUGCGAACUAGGCUCAACAAUAUCUGUUGGUUGCUGGACCAUGAAUUCCUCGGUAGAAAGAAUCCAAUCCACGUCGCAUCAUCGUGACUCAAAUGUUGAGCACAUGUAGCUAUUAUCGUACC
Molecule: messenger RNA, 757 nt
Organism: Aspergillus japonicus CBS 114.51
Lineage: Eukaryota; Fungi; Ascomycota; Eurotiomycetes; Eurotiales; Aspergillaceae
Exons: 1
Coding region: 245-646 (133 amino acids)
Source: RefSeq, a predicted model, not a curated record